Molecule: messenger RNA, 933 nt
Organism: Trichechus manatus latirostris (Florida manatee)
Lineage: Eukaryota; Metazoa; Chordata; Mammalia; Sirenia; Trichechidae
Gene: DUSP23
Product: dual specificity phosphatase 23
Exons: 1
Coding region: 70-501 (143 amino acids)
Source: RefSeq, a predicted model, not a curated record
AAGAGUGGGCGGAGCGGAACUCGGCUGGCACCGCCCCGCUGACCCGCUGUCCCCUUCCCUCCCUCAGCGAUGGGCGUGGAGCCCCCCAACUUCUCGUGGGUGCUCCCAGGCCGGCUGGCUGGGCUGGCGCUGCCGCGGCUCCCUGCCCACUACCAGUUCCUGUGGGACGGGGGCGUGCGGCACUUGGUGUCCCUGACGCAGCGCGGGCCCCCCUACAGCGACACCUGCCCCGACCUCACCCUGCACCGACUGCGCAUUCCUGACUUCUGCCCGCCGGCCCCCGACCAGAUCGACCGCUUCGUAAAGCUGGUGGACGAGGCCAACGCCCGGGGAGAGGUCAGCGGGCGGGGUGAGCGCAGGGAGGGAGGGACCCGGAAGGGCUCAGCCGGGACACGGACGGAGCUUGGGAGGUGUGGGCCGGCAGGCUUAGCUGGGCUUGGGGAGAGAGAUUGGGGAAAGACUGUAGGGGCAGGGGACUGCAGGUGCAUAACAAGGACCUAAGCCGAUGUGGGUGGGGGGGUUGUAAAUGGGAGGAGUCAAAGAGAGGGUGAAGCUGUGUGGAUUGGGCUGGAGGAAAGGCAAAUAGCUGAGGAGAAGCUGGGGGGAAUCAGCUAAUGUGAGUUGAGAAAGAGAAAGCGAUGGGCAGACGCGGAAGAAAAGGGAGUUGAAGUCAGAGAGGCUGUUUAGCAGACUGUAGAGGGACACUGUCCAAUCAACUGUAAUGGAGCCACAUAUGUCAUUUUUCAUUUUCUAGUCAGCACAAUUGAUAAAAACUAAAAAGAAGCAAGUAAAAUUAGUUUUGAUAAUAUCAAUUAUUUAAUCCCGUAAGCCAAGAAUGUUAUUUCAAAUUAUAAUCGAUAUAAAAUAAAUUCUUAAUGAAAAGUUUUUAUUCUUUUUUGUACUAUAUUUUCAAAAUCAGGUGUGCAUUUUAUA